AUGAAUACUGAUUCCAGUUUAUCACCAACAAAUAAAGAUUCAACACUUAUGAAUACAUCUUCAAAUUUAAAUAUUAUGCAAACAGCUACAAAUCAUCAUGAACAAAAUCAAUCAACUAUUGAUGACAUUUUUCCAGCAUCAAAUGAUGUUUCAUCAUCAGUUAAUAAUAUGACAUCAUCAUUAACAUUUUCUAAGUCAGUUACAAAUUCAAUGCAUGAUUAUGUAUAUCCAUGGUUGAGACCAGAAUUUAAUUCUGAACGUAAACGUGUUCGAACAGGUUAUACACAUCAUCAAAAACGUGAAUUAGAAAAAGAAUUUAAUUGUAACAAAUAUUUAACACGUCAACGACGAAUAGAAAUUGCUCGUAAUCUUGAAUUAACUGAACGACAAAUUAAAAUUUGGUUUCAAUGUCGUCGACAUUGCUGGAAACGUGAUAGAUCUAGAUCACUCAAUGAUCGAGAUGUUCAACUUGAAGCAAAUGCAACAAAUCAUGAUCAAAAUCAUCAUUCAUCUGAUAUAUCAACUAAUGAUUCAUCAUAA
Molecule: messenger RNA, 540 nt
Organism: Rotaria sordida
Lineage: Eukaryota; Metazoa; Rotifera; Eurotatoria; Philodinida; Philodinidae
Source: the annotation of a GenBank genome assembly